Molecule: messenger RNA, 3367 nt
Organism: Meriones unguiculatus (Mongolian gerbil)
Lineage: Eukaryota; Metazoa; Chordata; Mammalia; Rodentia; Muridae
Gene: Cx3cr1
Product: C-X3-C motif chemokine receptor 1
Exons: 2
Coding region: 163-1227 (354 amino acids)
Biological process (GO): chemotaxis; G protein-coupled receptor signaling pathway; cell adhesion
Cellular component (GO): membrane
Molecular function (GO): C-X3-C chemokine receptor activity
Source: RefSeq, a predicted model, not a curated record
GCAUCUAAAGAUAGGGUACCUCACAGGAAACCAGAUGCUAUUGGCUAACUUCGCAAAUAAAGAUGCCCUCAGAGAGGGGGGAACGCUAGCCUCUGGUGGAGUCUGUGUGGGGCUGCGUGGCUGCGAGGCAGAAGUGCCCUCCCGUCUGCCCAGGACCUCACCAUGCCCACCGAUUUCCCUGAACUGGAUCUAGAGAACUUUGUGUAUGAUGAUUCCGCCGAGGCCUGUUAUGUGGGUGACAUUGUGGCCUUUGGGACCGUAUUCCUGUCCAUCUUCUACUCCCUCGUCUUUGCGUUCGGCCUGGUGGGAAACCUGCUGGUGGUCCUCGCCCUCACCAACAGCCGCAAGCCCAAGAGCAUCACCGACAUCUACCUCCUGAACCUGGCCUUGAGCGACCUGCUCUUUGUGGUCACCUUGCCCCUCUGGACUCACUAUCUGGUCAGUGACGAAGGCCUCCACAACGCCCUGUGCAAGCUCACCACUGCCUUCUUCUUCAUCGGCUUCUUCGGGGGCAUAUUCUUCAUCACCGUCAUCAGCAUCGACAGGUACCUGGCCAUUGUCCUGGCCGCCGACUCCAUGAACAGCCGAACGGUACAGCACGGCGUCACCAUCAGUCUGGGCGUCUGGGCGGCGGCCAUCUUAGUGGCGUCCCCCCAGUUCAUGUUCACGAAGAGAAAGGACAAUGAGUGCCUGGGUGACUACCCUGAGGUCCUCCAGGAAGUCUGGCCUGUGCUCCGCAACGCGGAAGCCAACAUCCUGGGCUUCCUGCUGCCCUUGCUUCUCAUGGGCUUUUGUUACUUCCGCAUCAUCCAGACGCUGUUUUCCUGCAAGAAUCACAAGAAGGCCAGGGCCAUCAGACUCAUCCUGCUUGUGGUGGGGGUGUUUUUCCUCUUCUGGACGCCCUACAACAUCGUGAUUUUCCUGGAGACCCUCAAGCUCUACGACUUCUUUCCCAGCUGUGACGUGAAGCGGGGCCUGAGGCUGGCCCUCAGUGUGACGGAGACAGUGGCGUUCAGCCACUGCUGCCUCAACCCCUUCAUCUACGCCUUUGCUGGGGAAAAGUUCAGACGGUACCUGCGGCACCUGUACCGGAAGUGCCUGGCCGUCCUGUGCGGUCGAUCCAUCCACCCCAGCUUCUCGCCUGAAUCCCAGAGGAGCAGGCAGGAGAGCAUUUUGAGUAGCUUUACUCACUACACAAGUGAGGGAGAUGGGUCCAUCCUGCUCUGAAGGGGCCUCCCCAGCCCUGCCUCCACAGAGCCCAGAGUUCCUGCAUCAGACUGUGCAAUGAGGACAUACUUUUUUUUCCAGAUACUUACAGAUCAACCCAACAGUGUUUUUUUGUUUUUUUGUUUGUUUGUUUGUUUGUUUGGGGGGGGUUGGAGGGUUGGAGGGGUGUGUUUUUUUAUUUUAUAUUCAAAUUGUGAAAGACACACAUUUCUCUUGAACAUUGAGGCUCACAAGUGACAAAGGUUCUAAGCAGAUUAAGUUGUGAUGGGGUUGGUGAGUGUUUUCUUGAUGGUGAGGCAAGGGGUUGACUAAAUCCCCAGCCUGAGGGGAAACCAAGGUCCCAUACCCCAUUCUGACCUUCAGGUCUUUGUGUACUGACAGCUCAUCCAGGCCUACAGUUUUAUCAUCAGAGAAAGACCUCCUCGCUCUCUCAUUUCCAGGUCAGCCUUCCUAGGAAAGGGCUUCCAUUGGCUGAGGGUGUCCUGUGCCCAGCCCUUGACUAGGUGGUAUUGAAAUAAAAUGGCUACCUCAGAUAUUGUUGGAAGCUCAAGGUCAGAGACUGAAGGAGGCGUGCUUCUAAGAAGCUGAGGGUGAGAGCCACUGUGAAGAGUGAGAACGAGGGGGGCUCACUGCCUUGCCAUGGGGCCCACCCAGGCUCUCACCUAAGAAACUAGCCAGCGUCUACUGCCAGCUUCUCCAUCAAGCCUCUCUUGAGAAUGUCCUGAAGCCUCCAAGGGUUAGGGUUCCUGCUCACUGCACCAAAUGCAAACUCAGGGGCCUGGCCUCUGAGACCAGGUAGCUAGGACGCAAUUCUAAAAGUAGACUCCACACUGCCUCCUCAUUUUCAGAGGACUUCAAUCCACUGCAGCCCAGGUCCCAUCCAUUUGUCUUCACCCACGUCCCUCCUCCUCUGUCAGCCCGGGGGAGAAGGAGAGAAGAGACCAACUCAGAUCCCAGCUCUGAGACCUGUACACUGGGGAGGCUGGAGCCAGCAGGGCUCCAGUCCUCUCCAUACAGAAAGGGGACAGGGUGCCUUCUUCCGCUCUCCCUGGACCUGGCACUGUUGCCCUGCCUCCGAGUAGGCGCAGGUGGAGUGGGACAUAGCCGGACAAGAGACCCGUUCCUACAGCAGCACUCCACACCAGAACUCCAGAGCUGAAUCCAUCUCCCUGCUGUGAAUGCAUGGGAGACCCAGGCUAAGAGUGCAGCUCUCUCCCCCACCCCCACCUUGCAAGCAUCUGGACGGCCUCCAUGCCUGCAUUCACUGGCUCGUGUCUAGUCUUACAGUGAGAAUUCCAGGAUAGUGUAGCUCUGUAACUUGCUUUAAAAAAAGACCACGUUGGAUUCCAAACAGCUCUCUUCGUGUGUAGACCGUAGUAACCGUUUCAGAUGCCGGCCUCACUGAGGAAGCUGCGGCCUGUGGCUCAUUGCAGCAUGUCUGAUAUGCCUUUGGCAGUCUGUGUGUUUGUUUCAAGGAUGACAGACAGACUGAGUCAUGUCCCUCACAGGCACUGCCAGCCUUUUGUCAUCGGCACAGAUGCUGUCAUCUACAAAGGUCACAGUUAAGAACCUCAAAACUGAGUUAGCAGUGGAGGCUGGGGAGUGGCUCAGUGGUUAACAGCCCCGGCUGCUGUCCCAGAGGACUGGGCUUGGAUUCCCAGCACCCCCAUGGUGGCUCACAGGGGUCUGUAACUCCGGUUCCAGGGGAUCCAACACCCUCUUCUGAUUUCUGAGGGCACCAGGCAUGCAGACUGUGAGCAGACAAACACGCAGGCAAAAUACCCUUACACAUAACAAGUUUUAAAAAUGGUUUUUCAAGAUAGGUUUUCUUUCUCUGUAGUCUUGGCUGUCCUGAAACUCUCUAUGUGGACCAGGCUGGCCUAGAACUCAAAGAAAUCCACCUGCCUCUGCCUCCUGAGUGCUGGGAUUACAGGUGUGCGCCAUCAUGCCAGGCUCAGUAAUAAAUUUUUUACUUUCAAAAGUAUCACAUAAAGUUUUAAGUAAAUUUGUAAUUUGGUGUUGGUUCGCAGUCACCUGUCCAGGGUCACAUGGGUAAACGCUCCACUGUGUCUGUUUCACUUGUUCUGUUGGUAAACAUUUGGUUUCCUUCCUGCUUUUAGCAAAUACAAAUCUCACCGCA